GCCAGUAACAAAAGAAAAACAUAAAAGGAAAGGCAAAAAGAAGAUGUGAGCUUGUGAAUGCCAAAAGAUCACAUAACUUUCUCUCUGUUUCAUCAAUGGCCGAGAAAGUCCAUGAGAUCGCCGGAAAGAUAACUCCUUUCUGCCGGAAAAUAGUUCACGUGAACAGAAAAUGGAGAAUCAUCGAGAGGGUAUCGAUCUUUGGAGAUUUCUUUAGGUUUCUAUGGAGAAAAAUUGUUUCUUGUUCAAGUAUCAUCGAAAAACCUAUUCUUUACCGGCGAAUCGUUCACAAGAUUUCUUCCACCGCGGGCGAUAUCUUUGACGGAGACGACGAUACUACGACAGAACCUACUGUUUCCGGUAGAAGGUUUGGUUCAAGUUCGGAUUCGGAUUUGGUUAGUCUCAAGAUCAGUUUAUUAGGCGAUUGUCAAACAGGGAAGACUACUUUUGUAGUAAAAUAUGUUGGAGAUGAGAAUCAAAGUUUCUUGGAGAUGACGGGUUUGAAUUUGAUGGACAAAACUUUUUAUGUUCAAGGAGUUACUAUUUCGUUUAGCAUUUGGGAUGUGGGAGGUGAUGAAAAGAGAUCAAAAGAUCAUAUACCAAUUGCUUGUAAAGAUGCAGUAGCAAUCUUGUUCAUGUUUGAUCUAACCAGUCGAUCUACUCUUAACAGUGUCUUCGGGUGGUAUAGCCAGGCAAGAAAAUGGAACAAGGUACGUUUAAUAUCUAUGUUUUUGGCAAGCGAAUAAUAAAAAGAUCACAUCAGUCAUCUUUUGUUGAUUAGAUUCUUGUUCUAUCUAUAUAUGUUUUAGUUGAAUUUUUUAUUUUAUAGUAAGUAAAGAAACCAAGUUCAACUUGAGUUGUUACGUUACGUUUACUUUUUUUUUUGUUGUUCCGCGUUACAUUUUUUAUACACAAAUUGGUUCCUGUUUUUCGUUUUAGUUUCGCCUGAACUAAAUAAAAUUUAGCACGUCGACUUUUCUUAUUAGUUGUUAACAUUCAAGGAGUAUAUUAUAAAGUUUUUGGAAUCUGAUUCCAACAAAAUACUUUAUCUUAAAACUUUUUUUUAUAAUUUUGUGUUUUCUUUAAUCAGACGGCAAUUCCGAUUCUAAUAGGAACAAAAUUCGAUGACUUUGUUCGGCUCCCACCCAAUCUUCAGUGGACCAUCGUCACUCAGGCAAGAGCAUAUGCGAAGGUGAUGAAUGCGUCAUUGUUCUUCUCAAGUGCGACACACAACAUAAAUGUGAACAAGAUCUUCAAAUUCAUUUUGGCUAGACUUUUUAAUUUGCCUUGGAAGAUUGACAGAAAUUUGACCUUAGGUGAACCCAUUAUCGACUACGAUUCCUAAUUUAGUCUACUUUAAUUAUUUAUCAUUUUUGUACAUAAUUUUUUUUUUUAAAAAGAGGUGAACGAAUAUCGUCGAUAAAAAAAAAUAUAGUUGAAAGAAAAUAGCGUUGGUUUUGUGUGCAUUUUCAUGUUGAUAGUCAUAUGCUUGGAUGUUCUUGUUUUUAUUGGACAGAAAAAUUGAAUUUAAAAAACAAAUAGUUGAUAUAGUCAAUGUUUACAAGAUUCGAAGGUACUAUACAAUUUCAAGAGGGCUCGACCCAAAGUUUAAC
Messenger RNA from Arabidopsis thaliana (thale cress), 1610 nucleotides. It is a transcript of the gene SGP1, whose product is annotated as Ras-related small GTP-binding family protein. NCBI's taxonomy places the organism in Eukaryota, Viridiplantae, Streptophyta, Magnoliopsida, Brassicales, Brassicaceae. The record is from RefSeq and is marked reviewed. The coding region runs from base 96 to 743 and encodes 215 amino acids. The transcript has 5 exons. Gene Ontology annotation, molecular function: GTPase activity; GTP binding.